UAUGAAGCAGGAAAGCUCAGAGAAAAAUGGAGGCAUCUUCUUUGCACAUAGCAAUGUUUCCAUGGUUUGCCAUGGGACAUUUAACACCUUAUCUCCACCUCUCCAACAAAUUAGCAAAAAGAGGACACAAAAUCUCCUUCUUCAUCCCUAGAAGAACCCAAUCCAAGUUAGAACAAUUCAACCUCUUCCCACAUCUCAUCACCUUUUACCCUAUCAAUGUUCCUCAUGUUGAAGGUCUUCCUCAUGGUGCAGAAACUACUUCCGAUGUGUCUUUCUCCUUAGCUCCACUUAUCAUGACAGCUAUGGACCGCACUGAGAAGGAUAUAGAGCUUCUCCUCAAUCAACUAAAACCGCAAAUUGUUUUCUUUGACUUCACACAUUGGCUACCAAACUUGACUCGUCCCAUGGGGAUCAAAUCUUUUCAAUACUCGAUUGUUGGUCCAGCAACAGUUUCUUACGUUAGAUCCCCACCAAGAAUGAGUCAAAACAUGACUGAAAGAGAUCUCAUGCAACCCCCUUUUGGGUACCCUGUGUCAUCCAUCAAGCUUCAUGCCCAUGAAGCCAAGUUCCUUGCUUCUAUAGGGAAUUGGGAGUUUGGUAGCGGUGUUCUCUUCUAUGACCGCCUCAACACUGGUUUAAUCUUAUCAGAUGCAAUUGGGUUCAAAGGUUGUAGAGAAAUUGAGGGCCCUUAUGUUGACUACCUUGCAAAGCAGUUUGGGAAGUCUGUUCUCCUUUCAGGACCUAUCAUACCUGAGCCACCCAACACUGUUUUAGAGGAAAAAUGGAGUGCGUGGCUUGGAAGGUUCGAGGAUGGUUCUGUGGUUUUUUGUGCACUUGGGAGCGAAUGGAAAUUACCACAUGAUCAGUUCCUUGAAUUAGUAUUGGGUCUUGAACUUACAGGACUUCCAUUUUUGGCUGUUGUAAAAGUUCCUAUUGGGUUUGAGACAAUUGAAGCUGCAUUGCCAGAAGGGUUUAAAGAAAGGGUUGAAGGGAGAGGGAUUGUUGACAGUGGAUGGAUACAACAACAAUUGAUUUUGCAACACCCAUCAGUGGGUUGUUUCAUAACACACUGUGGUGCUGGUUCAUUAACUGAGGCAUUAGUAAAUAAGUGUCAAAUGGUGUUACUACCACAACUUGGUGGUGACCAUGUCAUUAAUGCAAGGAUGAUGGGUAGAAACUUGAAGGUUGGGGUUGAAGUGGAGAAAGGUGAAGAAGAUGGUUUAUUCACAAAGGAGAGUGUGAGCAUAGCUGUGAAGAUUGUGAUGGAUGAAGAGAAUGAUGUUGGCAAAGAAGUUAGAGCAAAUCAUGCAAAAUUGAGGAAUUUCUGGGUAAGUCGUGAUUUAGAGUCAACUUGUGUAGAUGACUUUUGUCGGAAGCUUCAUGAUCUACUCAAAUAAUUUUUACUCAAA
Molecule: messenger RNA, 1409 nt
Organism: Vigna unguiculata (cowpea)
Lineage: Eukaryota; Viridiplantae; Streptophyta; Magnoliopsida; Fabales; Fabaceae
Product: cyanidin 3-O-galactoside 2''-O-xylosyltransferase FGGT1 pseudogene
Source: RefSeq, a predicted model, not a curated record